AGUUGGAGCAUGCGCAAUAAGGAUAGCUAUGAUGGCCGCGAUCGUAAAGCAGUUAAAUUUUUCAUAGAGAUAUAAAAGAAAUUGAAGGGGAAUCGUUGGCUACUGAAGACGUUUACAUAUAAAUAAUUCUUUACUUUGAAAUUUAGCGUUUAAUUAUAUUGUAGUAAAAACAUUUCAAGUGAUUAUGUCGUCCAUGUGUGGAGGAAGCAAAAAGAAAGAAUCAUCAAAAAUGAGAAUUCGAGCCUUUCCAACUAGUAUGGAUGAGAAAUUUGUUGAAAGUAUAUGGGCUCUCCUCAAGAACGCUAUACAAGAAAUUCAAAAGAAAAACAAUAGCGGUUUAAGUUUUGAAGAACUCUAUCGAAAUGCCUACACAAUGGUCCUCCAUAAACAUGGUCAAAAACUUUAUGACGGAUUACAAAUUGUUCUACAGGAACAUCUCGUAAACAAAGUUCACAGCGACAUACUCGAAUCGCUCAACAACAAUUUUCUAUCGUCCUUAAACACCGCUUGGUCAGAACAUCAGACAGCGAUGAUGAUGAUUCGAGAUAUACUAAUGUAUAUGGACCGAGUUUAUGUUAAACAGAGCGGCGUAAAAAAUGUAUACGAUUCCGGAAUAGAGAAAUUUAAAGAUUGUGUAGUUUAUUCACAACAAAUUAGAGAUAAAUUAAGGAAUAUCCUGCUACAAAUGGUUGCCCAAGAAAGAUCUGGAGAGGUUAUUGAUAGAAUCGCUGUGAAAAAUGCGUGCAGUAUGUUAAUGACACUUGGUAUAAAUCAACGAGGGGUCUACGUAUCAGAUUUUGAAGAUCCAUUUUUGGAACAAUCCAGAGAGUUCUACCGUACAGAAAGUCAAAACUUUUUGUCUGAAAAUUGCGCUAGCGUUUACAUUAAUAAGGUUGAGCAAAGGAUCAACGAAGAAGCAACUAGAGCUGAAGUUUACCUAGAUGCUUCUACUAAACCUAAUAUAGUCAAAGUUUUAGAAGAAGAGCUAAUUUGUAAGCAUAUGAAGACUAUCGUUGAAAUGGAAAAUUCUGGGGUAGUUCACAUGCUUAAAAAUGAUAAAAUAGACGAUUUACAAUGUAUGUACAAGUUAUUCGCUCGAGUUCCUGACGGUUUAAAGACAAUGAUGGAGUGUAUAAGUGGAUACUUACGGGAACAGGGAAGAGCUUUAGUGAGCGAAGAAGAGACUGGAAAAAAUGCUAUUGCUUUCGUUCAAGCACUCUUGGAUUUGAAAGACCGUUUCGAUAAUUUAUUAAAAAGAAGCUUUGCUAAUGAUGUCCAAAUUAAGCAAACAAUUUCAAGAGACUUUGAAUAUUUUAUUAACUUAAAUACGAAAGCACCAGAGUAUUUGAGCCUGUUUAUUGAUGAUAAACUGAAGAAAGGUGUUAAAGGAAUGACCGAGAAUGAAAUUGAAAACAUUCUUGACAAAUCAAUGGUUUUAUUUAGGUAUUUACAAGAAAAAGAUGUAUUUGAACGAUAUUAUAAACAACAUCUCGCCAAACGACUCCUACUCGAUAAGAGUGUUUCGGAUGAUAGUGAAAAGACAAUGAUUACAAAGUUAAAAACUGAAUGUGGCUGUCAAUUCACCUCCAAAUUAGAAGGAAUGUUUAAAGAUAUGAGUGUUUCUAAAACAACAAUGGAAAAAUUCCGUGAAGAAGUUCGAACAGAGUUACCCUUAGAUUUAUCUGUUAGAGUUUUAACAACUGGUUUCUGGCCCACUCAGGCUGCCACUCCCAAAUGUCGAAUACCAGAAAUGGCUAGUCGAGCAUUCGAAUGUUUUACAAAAUUUUAUUUAAGCAAACAUUCAGGAAGACAAUUAACCCUUCAACCUCAAUUGGGAUCAGCUGAUUUACAUGCACAGUUUUAUGGGAGGGAGUCUUCUGAAAAUGCUUUGGGUAAAUCCGCAAUCCGAAAGCAUAUUAUACAGGUCUCCACAUACCAAAUGGUCGUAUUAAUGUUAUUUAACGAACGCGACGCUUGGACGUUUGAUGACAUUAAAAACGAAACUUACAUUCCCGAUAAGGAUUUAAUACGAGCUCUUCAGUCACUCGCAUUGGGAAAGAUUGGUCAAAGGAUUUUGGUUAAGGAGCCGAAAAGUCGAGAUAUAGAGGGAACUCAUGUAUUUUCGGUCAACGAUGCGUUCACUUCAAAGUUACAUCGUGUUAAAAUUCAAACUGUAACAACAAAAGGUGAAUCGGAACCCGAGAGGAAAGAAACUCGUAACAAGGUCGACGAGGAUAGGAAACACGAAAUUGAAGCUGCUAUAGUUAGGAUCAUGAAAGCUAGAAAGAGAUUGCAGCAUAACGUUUUAGUUGCUGAGGUGACUGAGCAGUUGAAAGCAAGAUUCUUACCAAGCCCCGUCGUAAUCAAGAAGAGAAUAGAAGGAUUGAUCGAAAGAGACUAUUUGGCGAGGACACCGGAAGAUCGAAAAGUGUACACGUAUGUCGCCUAAAACAAACAAAAAAAGAACUGAUAACUCAUAUAUACAUUUAAUAUAAUGUAUUAAAUAAAGCAUAUAUAUAUAUAUAUAUAGAUUGUUUGUAUAUAAA
This is a messenger RNA of Dimorphilus gyrociliatus, 2546 nucleotides long. The record is from the annotation of a GenBank genome assembly. Lineage: Eukaryota; Metazoa; Annelida; Polychaeta; Dinophilidae.